AACCCGACAAUAUUAGACCGGGUCCCUGUCGGAAGCAAGAAAGCAAACUGAGCUCCAAUGUCUACGGAGGCCAUAAGAAGCAGGGGAGGGACGUGCAUGGUUUGUGCAAUUUGGAUGAGAAGCGAGAUAAGGAGGGUCGUCGUAGCAUUGUUGGAUGUGAAUUCUGUGAUUGUUGCGCUGAUCAGGCAGACAGCCGUUGCACUCAUCCCUUCCACGGCGGCGGCGUCGUAUAUCACCCCAAGUACCACUGCGUUGCAGAAAUUGCAAACCACGUUUGACUGUGAGGGUCCCACGGACAUUCGCUGGAGGAUCCCGGUUGCUACGUGCAUCCUCGAUCAUCAUGGCGGCGGCGACGUUGUGCAUCCACAUGCUGACGAUCGCAGUCGUGGCACAGAUGCCCAGGAGGAGUAGGGGUGGCUUCAAUGGAUCUCCGCAGGACCGCAGAACAACAGCGUUAUCUGUGUGGCCGACAUUGAUUAAGUAUUCAUCGUGUAGUAAUGAUAUCCGUACAACUAUUUACAUUUGUACACCUAUCCUCAAAAAUGUAUGGUGCAAUUGUACUUAGGAAAAUCAACCUUUUUCAUUUUG
Rubroshorea leprosula is the source of this 588-nucleotide messenger RNA. Lineage: Eukaryota; Viridiplantae; Streptophyta; Magnoliopsida; Malvales; Dipterocarpaceae. The record is from the annotation of a GenBank genome assembly.